This is a messenger RNA of Hyaena hyaena (striped hyena), 2770 nucleotides long. It is a transcript of the gene AIDA, whose product is annotated as axin interactor, dorsalization associated. Gene Ontology annotation, cellular component: membrane. The record is from RefSeq and is a predicted model, not a curated record. NCBI's taxonomy places the organism in Eukaryota, Metazoa, Chordata, Mammalia, Carnivora, Hyaenidae. Bases 156 to 1076 code for a protein of 306 amino acids. Gene Ontology annotation, molecular function: phosphatidylinositol binding. The transcript has 10 exons. Gene Ontology annotation, biological process: determination of ventral identity.
CAAAUGGGCUUGGGCGGCUCCUCGGCGGGUGGCGGUGGUGGCCGUAGCGGUUCCAUCUGGCCCUGUUAAUGUCGGGGCCAGGCCCGGGGAGGAUGGCGCCCUAGAGCCCGGCCUCUUUGGGGAAGGGGCGGGAGGGGACGGGGUGGGCACCGGCCAUGUCGGAGGUGACCCGGAGUCUGCUGCAGCGCUGGGGCGCCAGUUUUAGGAGGGGCGCCGACUUCGACUCUUGGGGCCAGCUGGUGGAGGCGAUAGACGAGUAUCAGAUAUUAGCAAGACAUCUACAAAAAGAGGCCCAAGCUCAACACAAUAAUUCUGAAUUCACAGAAGAACAAAAGAAAACCAUAGGCAAAAUUGCAACAUGCUUGGAAUUACGAAGUGCAGCUUUACAGUCCACACAGUCUCAAGAAGAAUUUAAACUGGAGGACCUGAAGAAGCUAGAACCAAUCCUCAAGAAUAUUCUUACAUAUAACAAAGAAUUCCCAUUUGAUGUUCAGCCUGUCCCCUUAAGAAGAAUCUUAGCACCUGGUGAAGAAGAGAAUCUGGAAUUCGAAGAUGAAGAAGAAGAGGGCGGCGCGGGAGCAGGGUCUCCCGACUCCUUUCCUGCUCGAGUGCCCGGUACUUUAUUGCCCAGGCUGCCGUCAGAACCAGGAAUGACGUUACUCACGAUCAGAAUUGAGAAAAUUGGUCUGAAGGACGCGGGGCAGUGCAUCGAUCCGUAUAUUACCGUUAGUGUAAAGGAUCUGAAUGGCAUAGACCUAACUCCCGUGCAAGAUACUCCCGUGGCUUCCAGGAAAGAAGAUACGUAUGUUCAUUUUAACGUGGACAUUGAGCUCCAGAAGCAUGUUGAGAAAUUAACCAAAGGUGCAGCUAUCUUCUUUGAGUUCAAACACUACAAGCCUAAAAAAAGGUUCACCAGCACCAAGUGCUUUGCUUUCAUGGAGAUGGAUGAGAUUAAAGCGGGGCCGAUUGUAAUAGAACUAUACAAGAAACCCACUGACUUUAAAAGAAAGAAAUUGCAGUUAUUGACCAAGAAACCACUUUAUCUUCAUCUACAUCAGACUUUGCACAAGGAAUGAUCCUGCCGUGGGUAACCUGGACCGUCUGUGAGCCCCGCCCCCCAGCAGAACCCACCCUAGCUCCGUGUGGCCCAGCCCCCUCCGCCAGGCAGGAAGCAGGCCGCGCCCACGCUGCCAGUCAAAGUGAGUCUGCACAGUUCCGGUCCGGCUCGCCGCCUGCAUAGACGACUCCUUUGGAUACAGGCUUCCUGUAGUUUUGAAACCUGUUUUUACUUUUCUAGUGUUUGUGCCGUUCGUAGUCCCUCUUCUACCUUACCACUGUUCCUGCCCUGCUUCCUGGAACAGCACUGCUGUGGUAGGAGGUGCUCAUCUUCACAGUUAAUACAGCAAUAAGAUUGUGCUAGAGUUUACACAUCCGUUCCCUUCUGCUCCGGGAGGCUUUUUUGGUUUGAGUUAACGCCGGACUUUGGGCUGACGUGGGUGGGAAAGUGUGGAACUGCCCUGAGAGGAAUCGGACCGGUUUUGCCGCCCAGGGAGGUUGCCCAGGAGAUGGAUGGGCGGCUCCUCAGACGUGGCCCGAAUUCACCCUGAUCCCUAGUCCUCCUGUUUAGAAAUCGUGUGCCUUGGCCAGAUCAGCCUCCCACACGGGGGUGUUCCCAGGUCGUAGCCGGAAUGUUCCAGAUGACCGGAUUGUUGCGGGGAGCGGGCGUCUGCUGUCCUGUUGGUUAGCGGCCCUUCUCCGUCCCACGCACCGUUGCUCGUUCGGAGAGGGAUCCCGGGGGGAACGGCGGGGCGCCUCUGAGCCGCCAAAGGUGUUUGGAUGGCUUGAUCACCUCGUCUGCGUCACGUGAAUCUGAGUCCGAUGCUAAGGAGAUACUGCAGGAAUAACUGCUGUUUUUCUGACAAACUGAUUGUGAAACCUUAAAGCCUGCACCCCUCUCCUCAGAGUGGGGAGCGUGCAAAAACCUGGAGCUCCUCUGUGGUUUUCUUCUUGUAGGUAGAUAGGACUGCCAUUUAUUUCCUAGGUAUAUCGACUCUCAUCCAUAUGGAAAUAUGCAGGUCAUGAGCUUAUUAUAAUUUGACUAUUUACAUUAUUUUUGACUUACUGGGGCAUAAAUAAAACUUCCAGAGUACACCCGAGGUAGAUAUUUGAUACAUAGAACAUUAAGGUUUGGGGUGGGCUUUCUGUGGGUUAGAUUUAGAACCCACAUAUUUAAUAGUCACUAUUUUUAAAUGCCCAAUGCUAGCAUGAGGGUCCGUGGCCUAUUUUUAAACUAGCAUAAUAAUCCUAGGCAUACCUUCAGUGUUUGCUUUUUAAAAUAAGUAGCCAGAAUUAAGUGUUCUAGCUCUUGCACUUCAAAGAAAGCUGGUCUUUACCUUCAGUUGUUGUCUGUCAGUUGUUUUAAGAGGGAUUUUAUAAACUUUGAGCCUGGAAGAAUUCUACCAAAUCAGUCUUAUCUCUUGUCCUGAUUAGAUUAAUCCCAAAAUGAUUUAGCCCAGCAUAGCUCAAGGGGAAGAAUUUGCCUUAAUAAGUUACCUUGCUGUUCCCUCAACCCUCGGACCGGGAGCAGUCAGCCCCCAGACCGACAGCUCCCCCAGGAGCAAGAACCACAUUAACCACAUUUUCUUCAAGUCGUGUAAACGGCCUGAGGGGCUGGACAGCACGCCGUAUCUAGUCCCUUCUGUUUGAUGUUGCUGACGAGACCGAAAAAAUAAUCCCUUAAGUACCUACUAUUAAAAUGUAGCAAAACUGA